This is a messenger RNA of Saccostrea cuccullata (small rock oyster), 3839 nucleotides long. RefSeq names its product cytochrome b5 reductase 4-like. Gene Ontology annotation, molecular function: oxidoreductase activity; FAD binding. Lineage: Eukaryota; Metazoa; Mollusca; Bivalvia; Ostreida; Ostreidae. The coding region runs from base 48 to 1409 and encodes 453 amino acids. The record is from RefSeq and is a predicted model, not a curated record. The transcript is spliced from 14 exons.
CUUUUUCGUUUUCUCUUUCAGGCAAAGUGUACAACAUCACCCCUUACAUGGAGUAUCACCCUGGGGGAGAUGACGAAUUGAUGAGAGGGGCGGGGAUUGACGGAACUCAACUGUUUGAUGAGGUUCAUAAAUGGGUAAAUUAUGAAUCAAUGUUGGAGAAGUGCUUUGUGGGAAAGCUGAAGUCGACAACUCCAGUCCAUAGAAGAGUUUCCUUGUUAAGGACCCUGGAACCUUCUAUAUCUGCACCAGGGCUUAGUAACUCUGUUGGAAAAUCCCUUAGUACAGAUUCAAAGAAUGGGCCCAUGCCUCCUCCAUCAAUGAAAGUACCGCAAGUACCAGCAGUUCCUAAGUUUGAUUGGUUCCAAACAAAGACUACAGUGACUUUAGUGGUGUAUACAAAAUGGAAGUCCAUGAAGUCGGAUUUUGUGGUUAUAGACUAUUGUGAUAACAAAUUUCUAGCCUCACUCUACAUAGAAGAUUAUAUUUACUAUUUACAUAUAGAACUUGCAGAGGCAAUAUCAUUAAACUAUGAAGUCACUGUCAUCAAGGACACUGGAAAAACAGAAAUUGUACUCACAAAAGAGAGACCUGACCAGCAGUGGUCAAGCCUGGGCAGAAAUCUAGAGAGACACAACAAAGUGGUCAAAGUCAAAAACCAAGAAAUAGAUUACAGGAGGUGUGCCGUUGAUUGUAUAUCUCAAGUUACCCAUGAUUCCAAGCUAUUAUGUCUGUCACUUCCUACUGGAAGCAGAAUGUGUGUACCUAUUGGAUACCAUGUCCACAUCAAGCAUAAAGUCUCAGGAAUGGAGGUGGUUAGGAGUUACACGGCUGUUUUACCGACCAUGACCGGGGAGCAGGAUAAAAGGGUCAAGGACGGUAAAGUCCUGUACCUGAUGAUUAAGAUCUAUAAAGGGGGAGCACUCACUCCCUGGAUUGAUUCCCUUAAUACAGAUGACCUAGUGGAGGUCAGUACAUUUACUGGGGACUUUGAUGAGCAGCGUCUGUCUGUGUGUCAGGAUUUAGUCAUGUUUGCUGCAGGAACGGGUUUUACACCAAUGGUCCGCAUCAUUAACCACUGUAUAGAGGACCCUAAGUCAUUAGUAAAUGUUAAGUUAUUAUUUUUCAAUAAGAAGGAAGAAGACAUUCUAUGGUAUGACCAACUACAGGCUUUAGCUGAGAAGAAUGACAGAUUUUCUGUUGAGUACAUUCUGUCCGAGGCCAGUGAAAGCUGGCAUGGUAGAACAGGAAGGAUAACUCUAGAUCUGAUGAAGAACUCAUUACCUCAACAGAAGAAUCAGUCCAGUCUACUUAUAUGUGCCUGUGGUCCCACUCCAUUUACUAAUUUAGUUACUAAAUUUGCCAAGGAAUUAGGUCAUUCUGGUAGUGAGUACCAUGCAUUCCAAGGAUGAAGCAGUCCCAAGUGAGCUCAAAACAUACACAAAUUAUCUCAGGGAAUCCGUUUCAGAACUGUGUUGCUGUGGCUCUUCUAGAGGCUAACCACUAUCUAACACUGAAUUCCAGGCAAAAUGGACACUAGUCAUCAAUUUGUACCAGAACUAUCUACCAUAUUGGUUUAGAUAAUCACUGUGACUUGAUGGUUACAUUUACUUGCAGAAACUGUGACAUAUAAAAGUGUGAAAGUUUAGAAUUGACCUGCUUGUGUGUCUGUGGGUAUUUUUAUCCAAAGUCAGCAGCAAUGUCUAUUGCUAAGGCAUUCAUUUCAGUGUCUCAUAGCUGCAUUGUCCAUUUCCAUAUAAACUCAGAUUUAAGUAAUUGUUUCAAUGGGCAUAGUAUAUUUAUUUUUAUUUGCUAAAAAAUGUAAUAUAUUGUAUGGAAAGAAUUCACAUUUUUUAGAAAGGGGCCUGGACUUUUUGCAGAAAAUGUUAAAGUAAUGUUGCUAGAAUGAUGUCAUCUUCCUUUAAAACCAUUUUGUAACAUGUCAUGUUAAAAGCAAUUAAAAAAACUUACUGUAUAAUCCCUAUAAACUGCCCCUAUAAGCGCCCCCUUGGGUCUUUUUCAAUUGUCAGGAAAUAAGGCCCCCCUGUACAGUGCAUAGAAUUAUCAAGAAUCGUAUCAAAAGUCUACCAAAAUUUGAAGGAAUUGACAAUGAAACUUGUUCAUUAUCCAAUUUCUUGGUGGAAAAUGAUUCAUUUAGCAUUGAUUAUCUUCCUUUAAAGUAAACUUAGACAUUAUUUUGGAGAUUCUUUGAAUUUAUUUUUGUUCAAAAUAUUUUUUGAAGUUAAGAUAUAUUAAAUGUUAAAAGAGAAUACCAAAAUAACAUUUUCGCAAUUUUCUAAGCACCUUGGGCGGUUAUUAGGGAUUAUACGGUAUUUUAAUCGGUGAGAAAAAUAUUCAGUGUUAGUGAAAUGAUGGAAUUGAUAAAAUAAAAAAUCGAAUUCAUUAUGAAUAUUGUUAUGUUUUCAGUUGCAACAAUUGGAAAAGAAGCUAUGUGUAUAUUUUACAGAUAUAUUUUUAUCCUUACAUUGUAUACACUAUCUAUUUAAAAAAAGUUAUAUUUUAAAGAAAUUUUUUAAAAUAUUUUCUUCAAGAAAUUUAUACUUUAACAGCUGUAAUACAUGUAGCAAUCUUGACAAUGUAAUUGUAAGACUGCAGAUAUUCUGAUGAUCAUACAUAGAUUUUCUAUCACCUGAAAUUUUAUGAAAUUAAAUUUUUAAAAUUAAGUAGAGUUUGAAAUUAUUUCGCUACAGUCAAAUGUAAAAACAUACUGUAAGUUUUCUGCCAAGUACUUGAAUGUGAUACAAUGUACAAGUAUUUGUAAAUGUAUUGCACUGUAGUGCUAAGCAGUUUCUCGAUUCCAGUAUCUGUGAUAUAUAUAUAGUAUCUAGUAUUUGUUAACAGGCAUUUUUUAAGAUGUUUAGUUAUAAAGAGAAAAAGAAAUAUGUGUAGAUACUAUAAACCUUUUGUGUACAAAUUGUGAUUGACAUCAUAAGCUUUUAUGAACACCUGUCAUAUACCAUGCCAUUGAAGGAGGGUCAGCAAGAUUUGGAGGAGUCUAAACUGAAACACAAUUGAACUUUGGUAUCUUGAACAUCCAAUUUGUCAAACACCAGAAUAUGUCUAAAGUGAGUUGGAUCUUCCCGCCACUGCUUCUUUUUGUAUUUUAUUCUAAGUAUGUGGAAUCCUAUGAUAUCUGAUAAGUAUUUUACCCAUUGAGUCAUUAUAUAAUGAGGUUUCACUGUAUUUUAUAUAGUAUUUUAUGAAUAUAAUGCUGGGUAAAUCACCGGUAUAUUUUUAUGAAUACUUUAUUGGUAUGGUCUUCACAAUGUAAAGGCUCCAUGAUUAAAACUAAACAUGACAUUGGAAAUGAGUUCACUAUUAAAUAGUGACGUGGUAUGAGUUACUUCCCUUUGCCUGAAAUAGUGUUUUUGCAAGUGUAUGAACAUUAACUCCCCAAUACAAGAAUGGUACUUUAUCUGUUAUGUUGCAUCCUACUUCCAUUUAGUUGCUCAACUGUUAUUUUUGAUAGCGUUUGUAUAACUUUAAAAAGAAAAUACGUUUUGAUGAUUAGUUUGGUUUUUUUCAUUUUCUUGCACAGUAAAAAUUUUCUACAAUGUAUACUGACACAAUAUCUUACUUUUUUAUAUAAAUGUUACGAGGUACUUGCAGUGAUUAAAAAGAUUUGUUUGUAUCUGAAUUUAUGAAUGUUAAAUUCAUUGUCGAGUCAUACAUGUAUUUUUUACACUUUGUACACCAUAGUGUUAUUUUUGUUGUUAUAGAAACAUGUUUUUAGUGUUAUUAAAAUUAAAAUUCUUAGAUAACAUGUCACUUGUUUUGUGUGGAAGCUUGAUGGGGUUUGAUAAACUAUCAGUUAUUCAAAA